AUGUUCUUCUCGUCUGCAAAUCAUUCUAUACCUUCAUUUCGUACCUCGAGAAAUAAAAAUCAGCUGUUGUGCAGAAGUGACUACUCUGAAGUCGUCCUGGCGGGCUUUUAUAUUACUUUCAGUCGUCCAUCCCUUCUGCUUCUUGCCGCCGACACCUGUUUUGUCCUCCUGCUUGUUUCAUCAAGCGUUUCAUCUUUUCACCACACAUCAGUUCACUGGCUCUCGCUCUGGUCUAAGCGCGUGUCCCGUGUUUGCUCUAUGUAUCCUCAAACUCCUUCCGGGUUCGCCGGUCAAAUGCCCUAUGGCCAGGCCACUCCAGGAAGACAGGGUGAUGACUUGGAUGAAUACUAUGAGCCACUACCGCCUCAAUGGUCCUGUUCUCCGUAUCUGGCAAUGAACCAUCCGAACUCUACCACAGCAGCUGCAUAUCCGUCCGCCGCUAUCUUAACACCAAUCAGUCUCCCAGACAGCUCCUUUAUCCAGGCAAGACCGAGCCCGGUUGUCAGCCAUCGUUCGCAAGAAUAUCAGUAUAAUAUAUCUGAAACGGUCGCGCAACAUGGGCUCGGGAUCACAGCACCGUUUCCGAGUGAUUUUCCCCGAACAGUAACGGCGGGUCUGGGACACGCUAUAGAUCAGUACGACUUUGGCCAUGCUGAAGCUACACUGUCUCCACAUCCACCUCCAGCGAAACGAGCUCGAAGAAGCAGCCCGAAAGCCGCAAGUUCGAAUCGCGAAACCCCGGUCUCAAUACUGCCUCAUCCUGAGGGACUUCAGCGACUAGAGCAAGAACGGCGACAAGGACAUAUUGAUCUGCAUUCCCACCACAGGUCCCGCGCUCCCGGCCGGGGCCGGCGCGACCCGCAAGCCGAGGAAGAAGAUGCUUUUGUCGAGGGAUUGCGAGAACAGAACCUGGCAUGGAAAGUCAUCCGGGAGAUGUUUCGCGAAAAGUUCAACAAAGAUGCAUCGGAAGCACGCCUGCAAAUGCGGAUGCUGCGCCGGCGCAAAGAACGGCUAGCGCGGUGGGAUGAGCAUGAUAUCCCACUUCUCAUAAGAGCUCGAGAUCAUUGGAAACGUGAAAAGUAUCGUAUCAUUGCUCAAAAGAUGAGGGACCUAGGCGCUAGAGGGACGUACACCCCGCAGCAGUGUGAGGCUCAACUAAAAGACAUGGAAGCUGAAAGCCGAGAGCGUGCCGAUGGCUUAUUAUCGCAGAUGACGGAGCGCUCACGGACUGGAAAACGAGUUAGAGCCAACAGCGACGCGGGGCCGUAUCUUUACUGA
Aspergillus fumigatus Af293 is the source of this 1278-nucleotide messenger RNA. Lineage: Eukaryota; Fungi; Ascomycota; Eurotiomycetes; Eurotiales; Aspergillaceae. The record is from RefSeq and is a predicted model, not a curated record.